CUCUCCUCACCGUCUCUACUCUCUCUAUCUGUGUGUGUGUGAGUCUCCUCUACUGCUCUCUUGCCCUUUGAUCUUUCUCCAUUAUUGGUUGUACACACACACACACACACACACACUGCACAGAGAAAGAGAGAGAGCAGAGCCGCGGGAAGCAGCAGGCACGGCCACUGCCCCGGUCAGUGUUCGCGACAGUCCCCGGAUCUACCCUACUAACCAACGAGGACACUCUACACGGGAGUCCAGGAGUAUCCUUUCGUUCCAACGAAGAUAAGGAUACACGUUUCACCCCACAGACCUGAGAAGAAGAAUGUAAAAAAAAGAAGGAAAAUGCCUCGGAAAAAGCAAGACCAACCGCAGCGCUUAGGGCUACAAUCACAUGGGGAUAAGGCCCCAGCAGCAGACACAGUCACAGAAGAAGAAGAGAUGAGUUGUGUCAGUGAUACAGAGGAAAGAACACCCACCUCCUCCCCCAAACCUCCCCCAUCCCUGACCCCUACACCCACCUCCUCCCCCAAACCUCCCCCAUCCCUGACCCCUACACCCACCUCCUCCUCCAUCCCUCUGACCUCCAACCCAUUGGACCACAACGCUACACCAACACCCACCUCCUCUUCCAUGGUCGUCCAGGAUCGAGGCCCGGGUCUGGGGUUAGGCCAGGAUCUCAGCCAGGACACCAUGGAUAACCCUCUGGAUAAGGACCUGUCCCUCUCCUCCAUCCUGGCCCUGCUGUGUGGGGGGAACCCUCUCCAAGGCCUGGGUAGAGAGCUAGCUUCCAGCCCACCCUGUGCCCUGGAGCCUGGGGUUACGACCCUGGGAGGAGAGGGAAGGAUGAAGGGAGGAAGGAGAGAAGGAGGAGAAGGAGGAGGAGGAGGAAGAGAGGGAGACUCUUCUCCGCUGGGUUUACUCCCAGAUGUCCCUCCUCUCUCCCAGCAUUCUUUGCAGCUCAGCGCCCUGGCCCAGAGAGUAGCCAAGACCUCCUCCUUUUCUUUCACCCUCUCCUCCUCCUCCUCCUCCUCUCCUGCUGCUGUCUCCUCUAAUCAGCAGGUGUCUGGGUGUUCCUCCAGGGACUUCCAUGGGAGGCCGGCAGGGCUGGAUGUGUGGCCCAGCCUCGGGUGCUCCUGGGCGGGUAAAGAGGGCCGCCUCUCCCCUGAUUCUGCCAUCCAGAGGCUGAGAGCAGCAGCAGCCAAUGCUGUGCUACACAACAGGCCCACGGAACCCUCCUCCUCUUCCUCUCUCUCUUCCUCCUUUAUCCCCUCCUCCUCUUCCUCCUUUAUCCCCUCCUCUCCCUCCCUCUCUUCCUCCUUUAUCCCCUCCUCCUCUCCCUCCCUCUCUUCCUCCUUUAUCCCCUCCUCCUCCACCCUCACUGCCCUGUCCCAGAAGGUCAACCUGCGAGUCUCAACUCACAGAACAGAGCUCCUCCAGGGUAGUGGAGAACCAGAGGGGGCCAGAGCCUAG
Molecule: messenger RNA, 1455 nt
Organism: Oncorhynchus mykiss (rainbow trout)
Lineage: Eukaryota; Metazoa; Chordata; Actinopteri; Salmoniformes; Salmonidae
Source: RefSeq, a predicted model, not a curated record